AUGUGUCACAUCUCUUUAUCUCAACCCCGCUUAUUUGGCCCAUCCACUUAUUUACACAAUUUUGUGCUUUCAUUUCCUCUAAUUUCGCCUGAGAGUGUGUCGGUACAAGUGGGUUUAGUGAGACGUAAUCAUCUCCACCACCAGUACCAUAUGCCGGUUGCAGAGUUGCGGAGUUUCAUUCUGCCCUCCCUUUUUUUCCUACCUGCUUGUCAAUUGGCUGCUGCUAAACAUCAAAAUUACUGGCGUGUCUUUCAUUUCAUUCGAGAAGUCGAGUCGAAGGAAUUCGUAGACUGGCUUCACUGGAUAUCGCAGAAGGGUUGCCUUAGUCUUUGUUCUGUUGAAUUGUACGAAGACCCCGACUCACCGUCUUACGACCUCGAUGACUCCAUGAUGAGUGUUCGUCCGUCCUGUGACGGAGCAGAUGAUGCCCAUGUCCUUCCAUAUGCCAGCCACCCACAUUUUGUCUCAUUAUUUGAGACCCUGUGUCCGGCUUAA
This is a messenger RNA of Protopolystoma xenopodis, 495 nucleotides long. The record is from the annotation of a GenBank genome assembly. NCBI's taxonomy places the organism in Eukaryota, Metazoa, Platyhelminthes, Monogenea, Polystomatidea, Polystomatidae.